CCCGCUCUCAUACUUACAUAUCUUGAUAAGACAACUUCAUAUUAUUGGCUACUCCAUAUUAUUGUUUACUCCAUAAAGUUUUCAAAUAACGCAGCUUCAAUGUAUUUCUAUUUUUCAAUCUGUUAUCUAAGAAAUGAACUUGAUAUUUGUGUAAUCUCUAAUUUAUCAGCUAUGUAAAUUAAACAAAAGUGAACAUUUAUGUAUAUAUGUACAUGUCACUUAUACAUGUAACAUAAUUUUGUAAGAAUCGAUUGUAUUUGUUCAAUUUGUAUUAAUGUAUAUUUUCCGAUAAAACUAAGUUGUUAAAUAUUCAUAACAGAUUGACUUGUCUUUAAUAAUCUCAUGAAAUUAAUGAUGACUUGAUCUCGGAAACUUCCAGUUCCACGAUAAUCUUAGGAAACUCAGGAAGUGUAACAUACGAAUUUAUUUUUAUUUUUUGCUACUGAUCUGCUAUUAAAAUUAAAAAAAAAUAUGUUUAAUACUAUUUUAUACAUUUUCAAUAUAUGUUAACAACAAUAAUUAUUUCCGAACGAAAUUAUUUGAUGAGAAAUGCAAAUGCAAAUACCUUUAAUUCAAGAUGAAAAAACAAAUUCAUCUUGGUCCAGUGGAUUUUAGGAAAGAGAGGCGAAAAUGGUUUUUAUCAUUAUUGUGUGGUACUUGUCUCAUAUAUGCUACAAGAACAUCUGUUCCUUUAUUAAUGCCAAUUAUAAGUAAAGAGAAACAAUGGUCUAAACCUGACUCUGGAGUAAUAUUGUCUAGCUUUUUUUGGGGUUAUACAUUAACUCAAGUUGCCAGUGGUUAUAUUAGUGAUAGAAUUGGUGGACAAAAAAUAUUAUUGAUUUCUGCUCUUGGAUGGUCUAUGACAACAUUUUUUAUGCCAGGAGUCAUAGAACUUGUUUCAAAAAGUGAUAGCUCUGUAUUAUUAGUAGCAACAGUAAGAAUGAUAAAUGGUGCAUUUCAAGGAAUGCAUUUUCCCAGUAUGAUUAGUUUAAUAAGCCAACGAAUGCAUGAAACAGAAAGAGCCUCAUUCUUUAGUUUAUUAACGUCAGGAUCUGCCCUUGGUACAUUGCUUACUGGAUCUUUAGGUUCUUAUUUGUUGGAAAAUUAUAACUGGGUAAUAGUGUUUCAAACAUUAGGAGGCAUGAGCUUGGCAUGGACAUUGCUAUUAAGUUACCAUACUCUACCUAUUAAGGAAAAAACAGCUUCUACUAAAUCAGCAACUAACUACACUUUGCCUUGGUUGAAGCUUUUAAAAAAGCCUCCAUUCUGGUCAUGUGUAAUAGGUCAUGCUUGUCAAAAUAACUGUUUCUUUGUACUGUUAUCCUGGAUGCCAAUGUAUUUUCAUGAUACAUUUCCAGAAGUAAAGGGUUGGGUUGUAAACAUGGUGCCGUGGCUAUCUAUGCUGCCUUGUACAUUUUUUGGUAAAGCUCUUUCUGAAAAAAUAAUAAAAGCAGGAUAUUCCAUUACAGUGACACGUAAAAUAAUUGAAACAAUAUGUUUUUUAACGGAAAUUAUAAGUUUAUUAUUUUUAGCAAAAGUAGAAACUUUUCAAAGUGCAAUAAUUUGUCUUGCAUUUAUAAUUGGUGGAUCAGGUUUUCAUAAUAACGCAAUUGCAGUAAAUCCUUCAGAUCUUGCACCAAAACAUUCUGGAAGUGUAUUUGGAUUAAUGAAUACUGUUGGUGCCAUACCUGGAUUUCUCGGGGUGUACUUUUCUGGAUAUAUAUUACAUGUAACUCGCAGCUGGCCUGUUGUAUUUAUAUUUAUUGCUAUAAUAGAUGCUUUAGGAUGUAUAAUAUAUUUGUUAUUUGGUUCUGGUCAAGCAAUUAUAUAAA
Molecule: messenger RNA, 1832 nt
Organism: Frieseomelitta varia
Lineage: Eukaryota; Metazoa; Arthropoda; Insecta; Hymenoptera; Apidae
Gene: MFS18
Product: solute carrier family 17 member 9
Exons: 8
Coding region: 578-1831 (417 amino acids)
Biological process (GO): transmembrane transport
Molecular function (GO): transmembrane transporter activity
Source: RefSeq, a predicted model, not a curated record